Molecule: messenger RNA, 1356 nt
Organism: Phoenix dactylifera (date palm)
Lineage: Eukaryota; Viridiplantae; Streptophyta; Magnoliopsida; Arecales; Arecaceae
Source: RefSeq, a predicted model, not a curated record
AAAGGAAGGAAGGAAAGAGACUAGAAGAGAAGGAUGCCUCUGGAUAUUCCCUUCCUGCUUUGCUUCACAUCCCACUGUAUCUGUAUAUAAAUCCCAUCAGUCCACUUCACUCCCUCGCCCUCUCUCUCUCUCUCUCUCUGAAGCGCCUCUUCCCUCUGUUGACAUCAGUUGCCAUCACAUAAGUGGAAUUUUCUCGCCACCCAAGAAGUUUUAAGUAACCCCAAUGCACCAUUUAUUUAUAUAUAUUGAUAUCCAUUUGAUUUUGUAAGUUCUCUUUCUUUGGUUUUCCUGCGAAUCUGAGGGCGAAGGGGAGAAGGGGGAAAAGGGGAGGAGAAUGGGUAGCUCGGAAGAAGAGAGGCUGGUCCAAAUGGUCCAAGACUUCAUUGAAUCAGACGCACCAUCAAUGCCCAACCCCAUUCCAUCCUCCUCGCAGGCCAUUUCGCUCCACCAGCACACAUGCCUCCUCCUAGAGAGGAUACUUGGGAGUGCUACAGAUGCUGAGAUGGAGAUUUUUGAUAAGGCCUUAAAAUAUGUGAGAAAGAUGGGAGAUGAGAAGAAGCAGAGUAGUGUAAAGAAGAGGCUAAUGAUGAAAUUGAGGAUGGAUGGUUAUCAGGCUUCCCUAUGUAGAUCUUCUUGGGUUUCAACCUUGGAGUGUCCUGGAGGGGAUUAUGAGUAUAUAGACAUUGUGAUGGCAGAGGAGAAUGGUGCCUCAUGCAGGCUAAUAGUAGACAUAGAUUUCAGGUCCCAGUUUGAACUGGCCAGACCCACCUCAGCCUACAUCCAGCUCUCCAACAUCCUCCCCCCAAUCUUCGUUGCCAAAGAAGAGAAGCUUAAGAAGGUGGUCUCCCUCCUAUGCUCAGCUGCACAGCAGUCUCUCAAAGAAAGGGGCCUCCACAUCCCUCCAUGGAGGAAGUCAAGCUACAUGCAUUCCAAAUGGCUCUCUUGCUGCCACAAAGCCUCCACCAUCCCCUUCCCCAACGCUUUAUCACCCACCAAGAAGGAUUUGAUCCAGAAAGGAAGGGAUGCCUCCUCCCAAGCCAACGACGACAGGGGCAGCAGGCCUAAAGGAACACAGGGGUCUGGCCUCUCAAGCCAGUUCUCUGAACUCAGUAUAAAUUGUUGCUGACUUUGAUGUCAUGGAGUGGUAGAUUUUUGGUGAGGAGCCUCAGAGUUUUGGCUUUUUUGGUUGCUUCUCUUUGCACUGAGGCCCUUGACAAGGAGGAACAUCUUUAUAUCUAGUUUUUGCUCAUCUAUAUUAAAAAGAAAGGGCAGUUUCUUAAUUUUGCAAUGUGGGGCCACCUUCUGGAGAAGAGAGAAAGAGAAGGUUUUGACAGCCACUGUAAGUACACAGUGCCA